AUGGAUUUUGACCAGCGGAUUUUGGAUCGAGUGGCAUCUCGAACCGUCCUUAUCACUGGGGGCGCUGGGGGCAUUGGUGCCGCUGCAGCUAAAGUCUUCAACGAACAUGGUGCCAAUGUUGUUCUUGCCGACAUCCCCGCGGUUAAAGAUCAAGCACAAAAUGUGCUUGCAUCCCUACCUCAUCCCCGCAAAGCAGCCUACAUUCCUGUUGAUAUCCUCAACUGGAAACAAAUGAACGAUCUUUUCCAGCGUACUGUGGAAGCUUUCGGAGACAUCCACAUCGUGGUAGCUAAUGCCGCAAUUAUGGAAUCAACUGAGACACUGAGUAUGGAAAACAUGGAUAAUGAAGGGAAUUUGAGGGAGUCUGAAGAGGCUUUUCGUGUCAUCGAUGUCAACUUGAAAGGAACAUUGAACAGUAUCUCCCCACCUCUCUCUUUUCCACCCGAUCUUGCCAGUGGCGCUAACUACUGCCUCCCAGCUUUGAGACUGGGCAUGCAUUAUGUAAUGUCAUCUUCGUCCAAAAACGAUACAAAACAACUGCCUGCUAUUAUUUUAGUGGCCUCGACAUCAGGAUAUUUCGGAGAUACGGGAGUCGCAGCAUAUGUCGCUUCGAAACACGGGGUAAUCGGCUUACUACGAGCGUCGCAGACAGCUGCACAGAAAUACGGCAUUGCGGUUAAAGCAAUCGCACCGUUCUUUACUCCAACUCAAAUCACGACAGGGUUAACGGAAAAAUGGAAAGCUGCCGGACUUGAAACCAACACUCCAGAGAUGGUAGCGCGUGCCAUUGUGCGGUCAUCCGUUGACGACACUAAGAGUGGAGCAUGUACAUUGAUUUCUGGGAGGUUCCAGCAGGAGCUAGAGUUUACCAGGAACAAUGGUAUGCCACAAUGGCUGGGCGAAGACUUGUCUCAAUUCAUGAAGCGUGCGUUUACCUUCCUAAAAGAUAUAGGUGGGUUUGCUCUGCCGAAGGGACUGCCUGGGCGCAAUGCAUGA
Penicillium egyptiacum is the source of this 996-nucleotide messenger RNA. Lineage: Eukaryota; Fungi; Ascomycota; Eurotiomycetes; Eurotiales; Aspergillaceae. The record is from the annotation of a GenBank genome assembly.